UUGGUGCUAUUUAUAGGUCCCUUCAAUAAUCAGGAGAUGGCAGAAUGGUUUCAGGCGGGCUAUUUUACUAUGUCUUUAUUGGUGAAGAGAGCAUGUGAUGAAAGCUUCCAACCUCUUGGCGAUAUCAUGAAAAUGUGGGGAAGGGUUCCCUUUUCUCCAGGUCCAGCUCCACCUCCCCAUAUGGGAGAGCUGGACCAGGAACGACUGACCAGGCAGCAAGAACUCACAGCCUUAUACCAGAUGCAGCACCUGCAGUACCAGCAGUUCUUAAUACAACAACAAUAUGCACAGGUUUUGGCCCAACAGCAGAAAGCAGCCCUGUCUUCCCAGCAGCAGCAGCAGUUGGCCCUUCUUCUUCAACAGUUUCAGGCCCUGAAGAUGAGAAUAUCUGAUCAGAACAUCAUUCCCUCAGUACCUAGGUCUGUGUCGGUGCCAGAUACUGGCUCUAUCUGGGAGCUUCAGCCAACAGCUUCACAGGCUACAGUUUGGGAAGGUGGCAGUGUAUGGGAUCUUCCUCUGGACACCACGACACCAGGCCCUGCCCUGGAACAACUUCAGCAGCUAGAGAAGGCCAAAGCUGCAAAGCUAGAGCAAGAGAGAAGGGAGGCAGAAAUGAGGGCAAAACGGGAGGAGGAAGAACGAAAGAGGCAAGAAGAACUCCGAAGACAGCAAGAGGAAAUUCUUCGGCGACAGCAGGAAGAGGAAAGGAAAAGGCGAGAGGAAGAAGAACUUGCCCGAAGGAAACAGGAAGAGGCUCUGCGUCGCCAGCGGGAGCAAGAAAUUGCAUUAAGACGACAGCAAGAAGAAGAAGAAAGACAGCAGCAAGAAGAAGCUCUUAGAAGACUGGAAGAGAGAAGAAGAGAAGAGGAAGAAAGGCGGAAGCAGGAAGAAUUGCUACGCAAACAGGAAGAGGAGGCUGCAAAAUGGGCCCGGGAAGAAGAAGAAGCCCAGCGUCGAUUAGAGGAGAACCGGCUGCGAAUGGAAGAGGAGGCAGCCAGGCUCCGGCAUGAGGAGGAGGAACGGAAGAGGAAGGAGCUGGAGGUUCAGCGGCAGAAGGAGUUAAUGCGCCAGAGGCAGCAGCAGCAAGAGGCUCUUCGGAGGUUGCAGCAGCAGCAGCAGCAACAGCAGCUGGCACAGAUGAAGCUUCCCUCUUCUUCAACGUGGGGCCAGCAGUCCAAUACAACAGCAUGUCAGUCCCAGGCCACCCUGUCGUUGGCAGAAAUCCAAAAACUAGAAGAAGAACGAGAACGGCAGCUUCGAGAAGAGCAAAGGCGCCAGCAGAGGGAGUUGAUGAAAGCUCUCCAGCAGCAGCAGCAGCAGCAACAGCAGAAACUCUCAGGUUGGGGAAAUGUCAGCAAACCUUCAGGUACCACGAAAUCUCUUCUGGAGAUUCAGCAGGAAGAAGCCAGGCAAAUGCAAAAGCAGCAGCAGCAGCAGCAGCACCAGCAACCAAACAGAGCUCGUAACAAUACGCAUUCCAAUCUGCACACCAGCAUUGGGAAUUCUGUUUGGGGCUCUAUAAAUACUGGUCCUCCUAACCAGUGGGCAUCUGACCUAGUCAGUAGUAUUUGGAGUAAUGCUGACACUAAAAACUCCAACAUGGGAUUCUGGGAUGAUGCAGUGAAAGAGGUGGGACCUAGGAAUUCAACAAAUAAAAAUAAAAACAACGCCAGUCUCAGUAAAUCUGUAGGUGUGUCUAACCGGCAGAAUAAGAAAGUAGAAGAAGAAGAAAAGUUGCUGAAGCUCUUUCAGGGAGUAAAUAAAGCCCAAGAUGGAUUUACCCAGUGGUGUGAACAGAUGCUUCAUGCCCUUAAUACGGCAAAUAACUUGGAUGUUCCCACAUUUGUUUCUUUCCUGAAAGAAGUAGAAUCUCCUUAUGAGGUCCAUGAUUAUAUCAGGGCCUAUUUGGGAGAUACUUCUGAGGCCAAGGAGUUUGCCAAGCAGUUCCUUGAGCGUCGUGCCAAACAGAAAGCCAACCAGCAGCGUCAGCAGCAGCAGCAGCAGCAGCAGCAGCAGCAGCAGCAGCCACCGCCACAGCCGCAGCAGCCGCAGCAGGACUCUGUGUGGGGGAUGAACCACAGUACACUCCAUUCAGUAUUUCAAACCAGUCAAAGCAACAACCAACAAUCCAAUUUUGAGGCUGUGCAGAGUGGCAAGAAGAAGAAAAAGCAGAAGAUGGUCCGAGCAGAUCCCAGUUUAUUAGGAUUUUCAGUCAAUGCAUCAUCGGAGCGACUCAACAUGGGUGAAAUCGAGACGUUGGAUGACUACUGAGCGCCUGCCGGUGGACUGGCCUCCCCUCUCCUGUCUGCCGACCAUGGAGCCUCCACCUUUGGACACAACACUUACUCACCAUUUACUCUUUAUCACUCUGCAACAAAUCACAGAACCGAUCAUCUCAGGCUUUUUCUUCUGGCCCUUUGUGUCCAAGAUUCUUUAAUCCAUUUUUGUUGGUGAACAUCUCAGACCAUAGAUAAGCGGACUGGACCGUGUGUCUUGGGGGUGGCAGUUGGGAGUACUCCCCAACAAGGCUGAUUUUAGGCAGCAUGUGUUCACUGUACUGUGAUUUCAUCUACUGUCUCCCAGAAAGUGUGUUGGGAUCAGCCAUUAGCAGCUUGCUUUCUCUUGUCACUUUUUUUCUUCUAUUUUGUUUUUUCUUCUUCUUUUUCCCCCAUCAGGGCAAGAGGUCUAACUGGUGCAAUCAUGAAGAGAGUUAAUGAUUAACAGACAUUGGCCAGCAACGAAACACCCCACGGACUGUGACUCGGGUAUCUAACAGGCAGUCAGAGCUCUCCCAGUCUGAAAGUUGCAUUGCCACUGCUAACUUUGGGAUUGCAUCGAGAGGCCCUGAGUGGGGUUGUGAUGAGGUUGGAUUGGUUUGAUGUUACACACUCCUCACCUGUUCUUUCUGAGCAUCCUUUCUCUGAAAGAAUUUAUGUUUUUCUUCAUUAGAUAGUGACUUCUGAGCAAGCUGAUCUCCCCUGGCAUACUCCAACCUGAUUGGACAAAGGAAGCCCUAUGGCCUGGGAGAGAGACUAUUCUUAAUUUUUCUUUCUUACAAAAACUGAUUUUUCCCAUAAAUAUUUUUACUUCAGAGGACUAGGACCAGUUUGUUUUGGGCCCUUCUGCUGAAAAUUUGUCUCGUUUAAGAGGCAGCUAGGAUCUUUACCAUAUGUAUGAAUUUGUAUAAUUUCAUUUUUGGAUAGGGAUAAACUUUUGCUUCCGAUAAAAGCCUGGAAUUUCAUCUGGUUCCUCAGAGCAUUGCGUGUGUGUGUUGCUGUAGCCUGGAAAAGGUUUUGUUAAAAGAUUCUGGGAUGGCAAGUUGCUUGCCUUUUCUGAAAAGAGAACAUACAAAACCUGACCAUCUUUAAGACCUUCAUCCAUGGAAUCCACUAUACAGGAGGAUGCAGUGGGCUGGAGGGGAUGGGCAAAAACGGGAGCAGGAAGCCUGACCUGGCUUCUUUCUGGUCAUGGCCUCCUAAUACCUUUCACUUCAAGUAGAAAUGUACUCAAGCCCUAUUUAUAAACAAAUACUCUUCCUGCCUCCACCAAACCCCUACCGAAUAUCACCUGGAAUUGCCACUCACACUGGGUUGGAGUCAUUGGGCAGCUGUGCCUGUGCCAGAGGUGCUGUGGUCUGGGCAGCCCCUGGAAAAGCACCUUUGCUUCCUGUCAUUGUUGCCUCAGAAGGCCGGAGUUGCUCUGAGAGCAAUUUGGGUUUGGAGUAUUAUAUUUGGCUUCUAUUUUUAUUAUUUUGGAUCACCAUUAUCCCUAUCCCUUCUUGCCUCCCUCCCUUCUAAACAUGUACAAUAACUAUACAGAGACUGCUACAAAAUUGUAUAUAGUUUUUGGAUCAAAUAGCAUGAGGGGAGAGGAAACCAUUAAAAAAUUAGGGCUCCUACUCUCCUUUGCUUUGUAAAUUCAAAAGUUGGGGGUGGGUAAGAGGGAUAGUUAAAAUGUUUACAAAACUUUAGGCUCCCUCGGAACUUUUGCCAGCGUGGAGGAAAAUAAAAAAGAACUUAAAUAAAACCUGGUUGUAUUCUGAGUGCA
Messenger RNA from Cebus imitator (Panamanian white-faced capuchin), 4047 nucleotides. Its product is annotated as GRB10-interacting GYF protein 2. Lineage: Eukaryota; Metazoa; Chordata; Mammalia; Primates; Cebidae. The transcript has 15 exons. The annotation marks the transcript as partial. Gene Ontology annotation, cellular component: vesicle; membrane; proximal dendrite. Gene Ontology annotation, molecular function: protein binding. Gene Ontology annotation, biological process: insulin-like growth factor receptor signaling pathway. The record is from RefSeq and is a predicted model, not a curated record.